Messenger RNA from Quercus robur (English oak), 1620 nucleotides. RefSeq lists its product as uncharacterized. The transcript is spliced from 3 exons. The record is from RefSeq and is a predicted model, not a curated record. Gene Ontology annotation, molecular function: zinc ion binding; nucleic acid binding. Bases 1 to 1620 code for a protein of 539 amino acids. NCBI's taxonomy places the organism in Eukaryota, Viridiplantae, Streptophyta, Magnoliopsida, Fagales, Fagaceae.
AUGAGUGACCCUUUUCUCUCUAGAGAGGAAGAAGCGGAGUUAGUCCGCAGUAACAAAAAAGUGAAGAACGUCAGCCACGCUGAGUUCGACGGCCAUAUGAAUGAAGAUCAAGCCACCUUUGCAGGCAUGCGUAGCAUUACCAGACACCCCUUGUCCUUUAAGGAUAGAUUGGUGGGUGAAAUACCUGGGGCAUAUUCCCAAGCUUUCAACUUUACUGAAGCUAUAGAUGUUGAGAAGGAGUCAAAUUCAGAGAUAACAGAUCUUCGUGAUGGUCUUAUCACCGUCAAGUUCUCUAAAGAACAGAAACGUCGAUUCCGUUCUCCGUGGAGUAAAGCUCUCAUUGUGAAAGUUUUUGGCAGGUAUGUGGGUUUUUCUUUUCUCCACGCUAGGCUCAUGUCCUUAUGGAAGCCAGUGGGAAAAAUUGAUUGCGUUGGCUUGGGUAAUGAUUUUGUCCUAGUCCGUUUUGCAGUAAAAGAUGAUUGUGAGGCUGUUCUUAAGAAUGGACCUUGGUUCAUUGGAGGAAAUUUCUUAUCUAUAAGACCUUGGGUUCCAGAUUUUAAUCCUUCAGAGGCGGGUAUAUCCUCAGUUGCAGUUUGGGUGAGAUUGAAUGAGCUACCUAUCGAGUAUUAUGAUGUUGAGGCCCUUCAGAUCAUUGGCAAUGCGAUUGGUAGAGUUCUAAGGAUAGAUACCCAUACAGUGAAUGAAUCUAAGGGCAGGUUUGCUCGCCUCUGUAUACAGGUUGACAUUGAAAAACCUUUGAUUACUGCGAUUCUCAUUGGUGGACGAGAGAAGCCUGUCAGUUAUGAGGGUAUUCAACGGCUCUGUUUUUCCUGUGGAAGAAUAGGCCACCGCCGGAAGAGCUGUCCGUAUACGGUGCGGGAAGAUCAGACACGGAAGAAGGAGGCUGCCAGCUCAGGUACGAAUUCGGUUAAGCCUAAGGAGACAGAGACGUGCAAGGGAACGCCAGGAUUGUGUGAAGGUACGGCUAAGGACACCCCCAAUGAUGUGUACGGCCCCUGGGUUGUUGUGACACGGAAAAGAGGUGGGAACAAAGCGACAAGGAAAGAUGGUCCCACUGACCAAAAUACGUUUAAGAAUAUGGGCUCACUAAAAAAUGGGCCUAGUGACAAGCUUAAACGGGAAGGGAAGAGGAAGGUGUCAGUGGAUCAUAGCCUAAGUGAGGCCCACAUGCAAAAAACGGUGCAGCCAAUUGCAAAAGGCCCGGAGAAUUUGAGUCAGUGUUCCAAUAAGGAGAGCAAUGGGUUUAAGAACCCAGGAUUAAUGUUUAGCCCUUCACGUGGCUUUAACUCUGAAGCUUUGUUCACCUUCAAUUCUUCGAAGGAUCAAUCUCAACAAGAGGUAAGCUGUUUCAAAGGGCAAGAGAUUAAGGAAAUGCAAAAUUUGCGAGAGAAUGAGAUGAAAGAGGAUAAGAGAAAGGAAGGUGCUCAUCCAACGUCUAGCUUGCAAAUUUCAAGUGAGUUAGAAGGGGGUAUAAAGGCAUUAGAGGUGCCAGAGGAGGAGAAUAUGCAAGUUAAGGUCAAGGAAAGACCGAAUGGAGGAGGUGGAGCGACCGAUCAAAUGGAGCUCGAGGAAGGAGAAGCAGCCGAGUAUGCUGCCUGA